UCACCAUUAUCUAUCAACUAUCCCUCCUUCCCUCCGCGCCUCCCUCUCUCUCUCUAGAAUCUUUAUCUCUCCUAGGGUUUGCUUCUUCUUCUUCCUUCCUUCCUUUCCAGUGCGCGCAUACAGUGUCCGGACUCUCUCUCUAGGGUUUAUCGGACUGUUUGUUUUUCUUGUUCUUUAUUUUUUUUAAAUUGCCUUGCUUGUCUCUCUGAUUAUGGCGGCCGAGAAGCUUCGGGAUUUGAGCCAGCCGAUUGACGUCGGCCUGCUCGACGCCACCGUCGCCGCCUUCUACGGCACCGGAUCUAAGGAAGAGAGGUCAGCUGCAGACCAGAUCUUGCGGGACUUGCAAAACAAUCCUGAUAUGUGGCUCCAAGUUGUGCACAUUCUACAAAACACAAAGAACCUAAAUACCAAGUUCUUUGCGUUGCAGGUCCUAGAAGGUGUUAUCAAGUACAGAUGGAAUGCAUUGCCUGUUGAGCAGAGAGAUGGAAUGAAAAAUUACAUAUCUGAUGUAAUUGUGCAGCUUUCAAGCAAUGAGGCUUCUUUUCGGAUGGAGAGACUGUAUGUCAACAAAUUGAAUAUCAUAUUGGUUCAGAUUUUAAAGCAUGAUUGGCCAGCAAGAUGGCGAAGCUUUAUUCCUGAUCUUGUUUCAGCUGCUAAAACCAGUGAAACAAUUUGUGAGAAUUGCAUGGCUAUAUUGAAGCUUCUAAGCGAAGAGGUUUUUGAUUUCUCAAGGGGAGAGAUGACUCAAAAUAAGAUUAAAGAGCUUAAGCAAUCAUUGAACAGUGAGUUUCAACUCAUUCAUGAGUUAUGCUUAUAUGUUCUAUCAGCAUCUCAAAGAACUGAGCUUAUACGUGCAACACUGUCCACAUUACAUGCUUUCCUCUCGUGGAUUCCUCUAGGCUAUAUUUUUGAGUCUCCAUUGCUUGAAACACUACUGAAAUUUUUUCCCAUGCCAUCUUAUCGGAACCUCACCCUUCAGUGUUUAACAGAGGUUGCAGCUCUCAGUUUCGGAGAUUUCUACAAUGUGCAAUAUGUUAAGAUGUACAAUAUAUUCAUGGCGCAGUUGCAGACUGUUCUCCCUCUGAAUACAAACAUUCCCGAGGCUUAUGGACAUGGGUCUAGCGAAGAACAGGCUUUCAUUCAGAAUUUGGCCUUGUUUUUCACUUCAUUUUUUAAGUCUCACAUCCGUGUAUUGGAAGCCCCUGGAGAUAAUAUAGCUGCAUUGCUUAUGGGUCUUGAAUAUCUUAUUAAAAUAUCGUAUGUGGAUGACACAGAAGUUUUUAAGGUUUGCUUAGACUAUUGGAAUUCAUUUGUGUUGGAGCUAUUUGAGGCACACCAUAAUUUGGAUAAUCCUGCAGUAGCAGCCAAUAUGAUGGGUUUGCAGAUUCCUAUGCUUCCUGGUAUGGUUGAUGGCAUUGGCUCUCAACUUAUGCAAAGACGGCAACUAUAUGCUGAGCCGAUGUCAAAGUUAAGGAUGCUUAUGAUUUCUCGUAUGGCCAAGCCAGAAGAGGUUCUCAUUGUUGAAGACGAAAAUGGGAACAUUGUUCGUGAAACCAUGAAGGACAAUGAUGUUCUUGUUCAAUAUAAGAUCAUGAGGGAGACUCUGAUAUAUUUGUCACAUCUUGAUCAUGAUGACACCGAGAAGCAGAUGCUAAAGAAGCUUAGCAAACAAUUGAGUGGUGAGGAUUGGAAUUGGAACAACUUGAACACGCUAUGCUGGGCAAUAGGGUCUAUAUCUGGUUCGAUGAUGGAAGAACAGGAAAACAGGUUUUUGGUGAUGGUCAUUCGUGACUUACUGAAUCUUUGUGAAAUUACAAAGGGCAAAGAUAACAAAGCCGUUAUUGCCAGUAACAUUAUGUAUGUUGUUGGACAAUAUCCGAGGUUUCUAAGAGCUCAUUGGAAGUUCUUAAAAACUGUCGUGAACAAAUUGUUUGAGUUCAUGCAUGAAACUCAUCCUGGUGUUCAGGAUAUGGCCUGUGACACAUUCUUGAAGAUUGUGCAGAAGUGUAAGCGUAAAUUUGUAAUCGUUCAGGUUGGGGAAAAUGAGCCAUUUGUAUCUGAACUUCUAUCAGGCCUUCCAACGACUGUUGCAGAUCUUGAACCUCACCAGAUUCAUACGUUUUAUGAAUCUGUUGGUCACAUGAUUCAAGCAGAAACUGAUUCUAAGAAAAGGGACGAGUAUCUACAGAGGUUGAUGGACCUGCCCAAUCAGAAAUGGGCAGAAAUUAUAGGUCAGGCACGUAUAAGUGUUGAUUUCCUAAAGGAUCAGGAUGUGAUAAGGACAGUUCUGAACAUAUUGCAGACAAAUACAAGUGUUGCUAGUUCCUUGGGUACUUAUUUCUUACCCCAAAUUUCCUUGAUCUUUCUGGACAUGCUUAACGUGUACAGGAUGUACAGUGAGCUUAUAUCUAGCAGUAUUGCAGAAGGGGGCCCCUUUGCAUCGAAAACAUCCUAUGUGAAACUUCUAAGAUCGGUUAAGAGGGAGACUCUGAAGCUUAUUGAGACUUUCUUGGACAAAGCGGAAGAUCAACCCCAGACAGGAAAACAAUUUGUGCCCCCGAUGAUGGAUCCUGUUCUUUUAGAUUAUGCUAGGAAUCUGCCCGAUGCUAGAGAAUCAGAAGUUUUAUCUCUAUUUGCCACAAUAAUAAACAAGUACAAAGGUGCAAUGACAGAUGAUGUGCCACGUAUUUUCGAAGCUGUUUUCCAGUGCACUUUGGAGAUGAUUACUAAGAACUUUGAAGACUAUCCUGAGCAUCGUCUCAAGUUCUUUUCAUUACUACGUGCCAUUGCAACACAUUGUUUUCCAGCUUUGAUUCACUUAUCAAGUCAGCAACUAAAGCUUGUCAUGGAUUCAAUUAUAUGGGCUUUUCGGCACACAGAAAGAAAUAUUGCAGAAACUGGGCUCAACCUGUUACUAGAGAUGCUGAAGAACUUUCAGAAUUCUGAGUUCUGCAACCAAUUUUACCGGACAUACUUUUUGACCAUUGAGCAAGAAAUAUUUGCUGUUUUGACGGAUACCUUUCAUAAGCCUGGGUUCAAGUUGCAUGUCUUGGUGCUUCAACAUUUGUUUUGCCUGGUGGAAACUGGCCUGUUGACUGAGCCUUUGUGGGAUGUUGCAACGGUUUCAUACGCUUAUCCAAGUAAUGCAAUUUUUGUUCGUGAGUACACCAUAAAACUCCUAAGUACGUCGUUUCCCAACAUGACUGCUGCAGAGGUCACUCAAUUUGUGAAUGGUGGGCUGUUUGAAUCGAGGAAUGACCUCUCCACAUUUAAGAAUCAUAUACGAGACUUUCUUGUGCAAUCGAAAGAAUUUUCUGCGCAGGACAACAAGGACCUUUAUGCUGAGGAGGCAGCUGCUCAAAGAGAAAGAGAGCGGCAAAGAAUGCUUUCCAUACCAGGACUUAUUGCCCCUAAUGAGAUACAAGAUGAGAUGUUGGAUUCAUAGACCGCUAAUUUUAGCGGAGCUAAUUGUGUGAAUGAAGCGGAGUUUCUGUGGGUGCCUUGAUUCAUUUACUCGAACCUGCGGAUGUGAAGAGAUGCAACAGUUUACCCCUGUUAUUAGUUUCAAGAAUUUCUUUAGCCAAAAGUAGUAGAACCACAGAGGCGCCCCGUGUACCAUGGUUUGGUUGCUGGCAGUGCUGCCUCACGUUGAUUUGAUGGGUGUAGAUUAUUUUAGUGCUGAUUUAGGAAAACACAGGAGUCAUUGGUACGGUUUUGCUGGAUCCACUCAUAAUUUGUAUUUUGAUGGAUGGGACGCAAAGACUGUUUGGAUGACUCAUUUUGAAACUAUUGAUGAUUCGUCUUAGGUGUAAUGUAUACUAACUUCGCCGAGUUGUGCAGAAAUUACCUUUGGUUCUUUUUUUUUCUUUUUUUUGGUUUAAUUUAUUCAUAGGAUGGGUUGUGUUUAAAGAUUCUGUUCGAGGAUGUUGAUUUUUGU
This is a messenger RNA of Morus notabilis, 3937 nucleotides long. RefSeq names its product protein EXPORTIN 1A. Gene Ontology annotation, cellular component: nucleus; cytoplasm. Bases 212 to 3445 code for a protein of 1077 amino acids. The record is from RefSeq and is a predicted model, not a curated record. NCBI's taxonomy places the organism in Eukaryota, Viridiplantae, Streptophyta, Magnoliopsida, Rosales, Moraceae. The transcript is spliced from 32 exons. Gene Ontology annotation, biological process: ribosomal large subunit export from nucleus; ribosomal small subunit export from nucleus; protein export from nucleus. Gene Ontology annotation, molecular function: nuclear export signal receptor activity; small GTPase binding.